AUGUUUAAUACAAAAAAAUUAUUAUAUCGUUAUUUCUCAUCAAAAUUUAAAUUAAGUGAUCCAUUUAACUAUGAAAAAGAUUUUAAAUAUUCAAUUAAAGAACCUGCUUCAUUUUGGAAUGAUGUAUCUAAUAAAUUUGUAAAAUGGGAUAAAAAAUAUACAAAAGCAUAUAGUGGUGAUAAAUGUAAUCCAGAAUGGUUUAAAGGUGGUUUAUUAAAUGCAUGUUAUAAUGCAUUGGAUGUUCAUGUAAAGAAUCCAGAGUUUAAAGAUAGAGUUGCUUUAAUUCAUGAAACUCCUGCAAGAGAUAAUACAAACAAGUUAACAUACGAGCAAUUGUGGGAUGAAGUUUGUUUAUUAGCAAGAGGUCUACAAAACUUGGGUGUUGAAAAAGGAGAUCGUGUUAUAAUUUAUAUGCCAAUGGUUAAUCAAACUGUGAUUGCAAUGUUGGCAUGUGCUCGUAUUGCUGCAAUCCAUAGUGUAGUAUUUGGUGGUUUUGCAUCACCUCAGCUAGCACAACGUAUAGAACACUGUAAACCUAAAGUAGUAAUAUCUUGUAAUUUUGGUAUUGAAGGUCACAAAGUCAACAGCUACACACCUCUAGUAGAGAAUGCAUUGGAACUAUCAUCACAUAAACCAAAUCGUGUUAUUGUAUAUAAUAGAAAAGAUAUUAAACUAGAUGUAGAGUCUCCAAAAAUUUCAAAAACUAUUGACUGGUAUAGCUUUACAAAAGGUUUAGCUCCACUUAGAGAAUAUACACCUGUAGAUAGCACCCAUCCAUUGUAUAUUUUAUACACUAGUGGUACUACUGGAAUGCCAAAAGGAAUUAUAAGACAAACUGGUGGUAAUGUAGUAGGACUUAAUUAUGCAAUGAGAAAUUGCUAUGGAAUGAAACCGGGCGAAACUUUCUUUGCAACAAGUGAUAUUGGUUGGACUGCAGGUCAUACAUUAUCAGUAUAUGGUCCUUUAUAUUCUGGAUUAACAUCUAUUAUAUUUGAAGGUAAACCAACUAUUCCAGAUGCAGGUAUUUAUUGGAAAUUAAUAGAAAAGCAUAGGGUAGAUUCUUUUUUUUCAGCACCAACUGCGAUAAGAACCGUUUAUAGAGAGGAUUCAGACAGCAAAAUAAUAUCUAAAUAUGAUUUGUCAUCAUUAAAAUCAUUAUGGCUAGGUGGUGAACGUCUAGAUACUGCUUCAUUCAAUUAUCUAUAUAAUGCAACAAAAAAACCUGUUCUAGAUAACUAUUGGCAAACUGAAGCAGGGUGGCCCAUAAUAACAAAUCCAUCUGCUCAAAUUAAAAUAAAACAAAAUGCAACAGGUAAAAAUGUUCCAGGAUACAAUUUGUUUGUUUUAAAUUCCAAAUCAAAACCAGUAAAAGCAAAUGAAAUGGGCGAAGUUUGUAUUAAAUUACCAUUACCACCAGGCUUUACAAAUACUUUAUAUCUCAAUGAUGAAGGUUAUAAAAGGGGCUAUUUAGAACAAUACCCAGGUUUUUUACGUACUGGUGAUUAUGGAUUUAAAGAUAAAGAAGGUUACUAUCAUAUCAAGAAUAGAGUUGAUGAUGUUAUUAAUGUAUGUGGUCACCGUUUAUCGACAGGUUCUUUUGAAGAAAUUAUUAUCAAACAUCCCAAGGUUGUUGAAUGCGCAUGUUUUGGUAUAAAAGAUGAAUUAAAAGGUGAAGUUCCAUUUGGAGUGGUUGUUCUCAAGCCACAAUUUAAAGAUGACUAUUUAGAGGUAGAGAAAGAAUUAAUUAAAGAAAUUAGAAAUUCAAUAGGGCCUAUUGCAACUUUUAAAAAUAUUAUAUCAGUUAAUUGUAUACCCAAAACAAGAAGUGGAAAAAUAUUAAGAAAUAUCUUAAGAAAAAUGUAUAAUGGCGAAGAUUACACACCCCCUCCAACCAUAGAAGAUUGCACAGUUUUAGUAGAAAUUAAAAAAGAAUUUAAAAAAUAUAUUUAA
Messenger RNA from Dictyostelium purpureum, 1950 nucleotides. RefSeq lists its product as uncharacterized. The transcript has 3 exons. The record is from RefSeq and is a predicted model, not a curated record. Bases 1 to 1950 code for a protein of 649 amino acids. Lineage: Eukaryota; Evosea; Eumycetozoa; Dictyosteliales; Dictyosteliaceae.